This is a messenger RNA of Solanum stenotomum, 6240 nucleotides long. RefSeq names its product putative callose synthase 8. Gene Ontology annotation, cellular component: plasma membrane; 1,3-beta-D-glucan synthase complex. Gene Ontology annotation, biological process: (1->3)-beta-D-glucan biosynthetic process. The transcript is spliced from 40 exons. The record is from RefSeq and is a predicted model, not a curated record. Bases 107 to 6031 code for a protein of 1974 amino acids. Gene Ontology annotation, molecular function: 1,3-beta-D-glucan synthase activity. NCBI's taxonomy places the organism in Eukaryota, Viridiplantae, Streptophyta, Magnoliopsida, Solanales, Solanaceae.
AAAUUCACACUUUGACACCAAACCAAAAAAAACAUGUAUAUACAGUCAAGAUCCUAUUUUUAUAUUCUCAAUCUCAUGCAUACUUGUUCCUUUUCAUUCCCAAAAUAUGGCAGAAAUUGUUCUUGCAGAACCAAUUCAAGAAAGUACUGCUAGUACCAGCAGAAGAGCUUAUACCACAAGCAAUGAAAGACCCUAUACUAGAUCAAUCACUUACGGGUGUGAUCAUGUGCCUGAGCCCUUUGAUAGUGAGAAGUUGCCAGUGACUUUGAUUUCGGAGAUUCAAAGAUUUCUUCGAGUAGCUAAUCUUAUCGAGUCAGAGGAGCCUCGAGUGGCUUAUCUUUGUCGGUUUCAUGCAUUCGAAGUAGCACAUAACUUGGAUAGGAAUUCGAAUGGCCGAGGAGUACGACAGUUUAAAACUGCCCUUCUUCAACGGCUUGAACAGGAUGAAGAAGUUACUCUCAGGAAAAGAAAGGAAAGGACUGAUUUACGUGAACUUAGACGUGCUUAUAGCAAGUAUAAAGACUUCAUAAUCAAACAUGGUGGGGAGAGUAAUCUCGAAAAUAGAGAAAGGCUGACUAAAGCACGUGUCGUUGCUUCAGUAUUGUUUGAAGUAUUGGAUACAGUUUCCAGAGCAGCAGGUGUUCAGGGUGAGAGUAGCGAUGCCAAAUCUGAACUCUUUGUGUCAUAUAACAUUCUUCCACUUGAUCAAGGAGGAAUUCAUCACGCGAUCAUGCAACUUCCUGAGGUUAAAAUUGCGGUUGCUGCAGUUCGGGAUGUUCGUGGUUUGCCUUUCCUGGAAGAUUGUCGAAAACAAGAAACCAACCUGGAUUUGUUCAAGUGGCUUCAGUUUUGCUUUGGAUUUCAAAAAGGGAAUGUGGCCAACCAGAGAGAGCAUUUAAUUUUAUUACUUGCUAACACACAUGUUCGGCAGACUCAGAAGCAAGUAUUAGUACCCAAGCUAGGGGAUGUUGCUGUUGAUGAGCUGAUGAAGAAGUUUUUUAAAAAUUAUACAGAUUGGUGCAAAUUUUUGGGACGAAAGAGCAAUAUUAGGGUGCCAUAUCUGAAACAGGAGGCUCAGCAGUACAAACUUCUGUAUAUAGCUCUUUAUCUUCUGAUAUGGGGAGAGGCUGCAAAUUUAAGGUUUAUGCCAGAAUGCUUGUGUUACAUGUUUCACCAUAUGGCAUAUGAGCUGCAUAGCAUGCUAACUGGUGCUAUAAGCAUGACAACCGGAGAAAAGGUCAUGCCAGCUUACCAAGGAGAUUCAGAAUCUUUUCUCAACAAUGUAGUGUUUCCGGUGUAUGAUGUCAUAAAUAAGGAAGCUAUGAAAAACGGAAAAGGAACAGCUGAUCAUUCGACAUGGAGGAACUAUGAUGAUCUGAAUGAAUUCUUUUGGUCUCCAGAUUGUUUUCAAAUAGGUUGGCCCAUGCGUCUGGACCAUGAUUUCUUUUGUACAGAAACUCCAAAUAAUGUCAAAGAUAAAAAAGAAAAGGCUUCUGCUUCCGACCUUCAAGAAAACAAGGAUGCAAAUGAAGAUGAAGAAAUGGGGAUCCUAGUGGAUGAAGUGCGUGAACCAAAGUGGCUGGGGAAGACAAAUUUUGUAGAAAUCCGCUCAUUUUGGCAGAUUUUCAGAUGCUUUGACAGGAUGUGGAGCUUUUUUAUCCUAUCACUUCAGGCAAUGAUAAUAAUGGCUUCUCACGAUUUGGAGUCUCCUCUACAAGUCUUUGAUGCAACAGUACUCGAGGAUGUUAUGAGUAUCUUCAUCACUUCAGCAGUUCUUAAACUUGUAAAUGUUAUUCUUGAUAUCAUCUUUACAUGGAAAGCUCGAUGUACAAUAGACCCUAAUCAAACUCUGAAACAUGUGCUGAGGGUGGUUGUUGCUAUGAUGUGGACCAUCAUUCUUCCCGUAUAUUAUGCUAGUUCUCGUAAAAAAUAUACUUGUUAUUCAACACAAAAUGGGAGUUGGCUUGGAGAAUGGUGCUAUUCUUCUUAUAUGGUUGCUGUUGCAUUCUACUUGAUGACCAAUGCAGUUGACAUGGUUCUAUUUUUUGUGCCUGUGGUUGGAAAAUAUAUCGAGACCUCUAAUUACCGGAUAUGCAUGUUCUUAUCCUGGUGGACUCAGCCUAAGCUAUAUGUUGGGCGAGGAAUGCAAGAAAGCCAACUCUCCCUUCUGAAGUAUACCAUUUUCUGGCUGUUCUUGUUAAUAAGCAAACUUAUAUUUAGCUACACAUUUGAGAUAAAACCACUUAUAUCACCUACAAGACAGAUCAUGGCAAUCGGAGUAAAAAAUUACGACUGGCACGAGCUUUUCCCUAAAGUCAAGAGCAAUGCUGGAGCACUAGCUGCUAUAUGGGCUCCAAUUGUACUUGUAUAUUUCAUGGAUGCACAAAUCUGGUAUUCUGUCUACUGUUCAGUCUUUGGUGGAGUGUAUGGAAUCCUCCAGCAUCUUGGUGAGAUUCGGACGUUAGGAAUGCUGAGAAGUAGAUUUUACUCAUUACCUGAAGCUUUCAGUGAUCGUCUUGUCCCACCCGAAGCAAAAGAUUCUAGAAACACCUUAAUGAAUUGGCUCAUCCCUUUGACAUUCCAAUUCCAAAAGAACUUUCACUUAUCAGAAAGGGAAAAGAGCAAUGUUGUGAAGUUUGCUCUUGUGUGGAACCAGAUCAUCAGUAGCUUCCGUGAGGAGGACGUGAUAAGUGACAGGGAGAUGGAUUUGAUGAAAAUACCUGUAUCACCAGAAUUACUCUCUGGUCGAGUUUAUUGGCCCAUUUUUCUUUUAGCAGAUAAGCUUGCAAAUGCAUUAUCUAUUGCACGAGACUUUGAGGGAAAGGAUGAAACGCUUUUAAGAACAAUCAAGAAGGAUACAUACAUGUAUAUGGUUGUGAUAGAGUGUUAUGAAUCGCUGAAAUACAUACUCGAAAUUCUUGUUGUUGGUGACCUUGAGAGAAGGGUUAUUUCUGGUAUAUUAGAUGAAAUUGAUGAAAUCAUUCAAAAAUCAACACUUCUCAAGGACUUGAAGAUGAGCCAACUGCCGGUUCUAUGCGCUAAGUGUAUUACUUUACUUCAACUUCUGGUCGAGGGAAACGAAAGCCUUCAUAACAAAGUUGUAUUGGCAAUUCAAGAUAUCUUUGAGCUUGUAACAACCGAUAUGAUGUUAAAUGGGUCAAGAACGUUGGAGUCACUUAAUGUUCACCUGCAUAGUGGGGAAGAGGUUGUUGAAUAUUUCGUUUCGAUUGAAGCACCACUGUUUGCAUCUAAGGAUUCAAUACAUUUUCCAUUGCCAGAUAGUGAUUCCUUAUUGGAGAAGAUCAAGCGGUUUCGUUUACUGCUUACUGUCAAAGAUAAAGCACUGGAUAUACCGACUAACUUGGAGGCCCGUAGGAGGAUUUGCUUUUUUGCUACUUCUCUGUCUAUGAACAUGCCAAGUGCUCCAAAGGUGCGGAACAUGUUAUCAUUCAGUGUUCUAACUCCACAUUUCAUGGAGGAAGUCAAAUUUUCAAAGAAGGAGCUCAAUUCAAGAAAACAAGCUGGAGUCUCUAUCCUUUUCUAUAUGAAAAAGAUAUUUCCAGAUGAAUGGGAAAACUUUUUGGAGCGCAUGGAAAAGGAAGGAAUAGAUGAAUCUAGUGAUGAAAUUGAAGAAGAGGAGAGAAAUUGGGCUUCUUUCCGAGGGCAAACUCUAAGCAGAACUGUCCGAGGAAUGAUGUACUACAGGAAAGCACUGAAGUUGCAAGCUUUUCUUGACAUGGCUGAGGAUGAAGAUAUCCUCCAAGGUUAUGAUGCAAUUGAGAGGAAAAAUGAUACAUUAUCAGCUCAACUUGAAGCCAUGGCAGACAUGAAAUUUAUACAUGUUGUGUCUUGUCAAAUAUAUGGAUUACAGAAGACUACUGGUGACCCUCAGGCUCAAGACAUACUCAAUUUGAUGAAAAGGUACCCUUCUUUACGCGUUGCUUAUGUUGAGGAGAAAGAAGAAAUUACAGCAGAUGGGCCACGAAAAGUUUAUUCAUCUAUUCUUGUUAAAGCUGUUAACGGUUUUGAUCAGGAAGUAUACCGCGUAAAGCUUCCAGGUCCACCAAAUAUUGGAGAAGGAAAACCUGAAAAUCAAAAUCAUUCCAUAAUUUUCACACGCGGCGAAGCUCUCCAAACAAUUGACAUGAACCAGGUAUUCAUCAGCCUUAGGAUUUUGAAAAAGAAUAAUCUCAUAUAUAUAUGUUCUAAUAGCUUGUUUUUACAGGAUAAUUAUUUAGAAGAAGCUUUGAAAAUACGAAAUAUCUUGCAAGAGUUCCUGAAACACAGUGGUCGGCGUCCUCCCACAAUACUUGGCAUGAGAGAACACAUAUUUACAGGAAGUGUUUCUUCUUUAGCUUGGUUUAUGUCCUAUCAAGAAACCAGCUUUGUCACCAUUGGCCAGAGGCUUCUGGCUAAUCCACUCAGGGUCAGGUUCCAUUAUGGGCACCCAGAUGUGUUUGAUCGAGUAUUUCAUUUGACAAGAGGUGGCAUUAGCAAAGCAUCCAAAACAAUCAACUUGAGCGAAGAUGUUUUUGCAGGAUUUAACACGACUCUGAGACGUGGACAUGUCACAUAUCUUGAGUACAUGCAAGUUGGAAAAGGUCGUGAUGUAGGCCUUAACCAGAUUUCAAAGUUUGAAGCUAAAGUUGCAAAUGGAAACAGUGAACAAACAAUCAGUCGUGAUAUGUAUCGCCUUGGCCAUAGAUUUGACUUCUUUCGAAUGCUCUCAUGUUAUUUUACAACAGUUGGCUUCUACUUCAACAGCCUGAUAUCAGUGAUUACGAUUUAUGUGUUUCUAUACGGUCAGCUCUACAUGGUAUUAAGUGGUCUACAAAGAGCACUACUCGUUGAGGCAAAACUGCAAAACAUAAAGUCACUGGAAACAGCUCUAGCUUCUCAAUCAUUUAUCCAGCUUGGACUUUUAACAGGGUUACCAAUGAUCAUUGAGUUGGGACUUGAGCGCGGUUAUCUUAAUGCUCUUAAAGAUUUUGUUCUGAUGCAACUGCAGCUGGCUGCUGUUUUCUUUACUUUUUCCUAUGGAACAAAAUCUCAUUACUAUGGCAGAACAAUUCUUCAUGGAGGUGCCAAGUAUAGACCUACUGGUCGUAAAGUUGUGGUUUUUCAUGCCAGCUUCACUGAAAACUAUAGACUUUACUCUCGGAGUCACUUCAUUAAAGGUUUUGAACUUCUGCUUCUGUUGAUUGUUUAUGAUUUGUUUAGGCGAUCAUAUGAGAGCAAUUUGGCAUAUGUUUUAACUACAUAUGCAAUAUGGUUCAUGUCAUUUACUUGGUUGUUUGCACCAUUUCUGUUUAAUCCUUCUGGAUUUGAUUGGGGAAAGAUAGUCGAUGACUGGAAAGAUUGGAACAAGUGGAUUAAUCAACAAGGUGGUAUAGGGAUACAACAAGAUAAAAGUUGGCAAUCUUGGUGGCAUGAUGAACAAGCUCAUCUUCGUCAUGCUGGGCUAUUUUCACGGUUAAUUGAGAUACUCCUUUCACUGAGAUUUUUCCUUUACCAAUAUGGACUGGUGUAUCACCUUGACAUAUCCAAUCAGAGUAAAAAUAUUGUUGUCUAUGUGCUCUCAUGGGUUGUCAUUGCUUUUAUUUUCCUCUUGAUGAAGAUGCUGAAUAUUGGAAGGCGGUUUUUAAGCGCAAACCAUCACUUAACUUUCCGACUGUUUAAAGCUUGUCUUUUCCUAGGAGUUGUGGCAACUAUUAUUACCCUGUCAAUCAUAUGUCAUCUGUCAGUGAAAGAUUUGAUUAUCUGCUGUCUAGCUUUUCUACCAACUGGUUGGGGCUUGAUAUUGGUUGGCCAAGUAGUGAGACCAAAGAUUGAAGGUACUGGAUUGUGGCACUUCACUCGAGUGUUUGCUCGAGCUUAUGACUAUGGAAUGGGUGUUGUUCUUUUUGCGCCUUUAGCUUCAUUGGCUUGGCUUCCAAUAAUUUCGGCUUUCCAAACUCGGUUUCUGUUCAAUGAGGCUUUCAGUAGGAGGCUGCAAAUUCAGCCAAUUCUUGCAGGAAAGAAGAAACAUUAGUGAUCUCUACUUUACACUACAUAACUUGCAUGUACACAUAUUGUUCUGUAACUGUAGAAUAGCAAGAUACUGGUAAAAACAUGUUGUCAUGUGGAUAUACUCCAUAGGGAAAGCAAUAGGAUAGAUAAUUCUUUUAUGUACAGGUAUAGUUCUAUAGUAGGCUAUUGUGCAUAGACAUUAAUGAAAAAUACACAUUCUUAAAAUCUCAA